Molecule: messenger RNA, 1563 nt
Organism: Laetiporus sulphureus 93-53
Lineage: Eukaryota; Fungi; Basidiomycota; Agaricomycetes; Polyporales; Laetiporaceae
Product: alpha/beta-hydrolase
Exons: 9
Coding region: 161-1387 (408 amino acids)
Biological process (GO): epoxide metabolic process
Molecular function (GO): epoxide hydrolase activity
Source: RefSeq, a predicted model, not a curated record
CGCUCGCGUGCGGUCUCGUGCAUCUUCCUCCUGACCCGCCGGUUCAACAAUUCUGCGGCAUUGGGCCAUGGGUUGGUUGCGGUCUUGAGCUUGAUACUCAACGACGAUCAGGACCACUGAUCAGCGACGGGAUCUUCUCAUCAUUGCGAAUAUCAGCAACAUGUACUCAGGCGGAGAGCAACCGUUCACGCUCUCUGUAGCUGACGCGGAUCUCGAAGUGCUUCGAACGAAGCUCGAACGUGCCCGCCUGCCUGAUGAGCUCGAUGACGCGGGAUGGGAGUACGGCGCGCCGCUUGCUAAUGUCAAGAGACUGCUCGCGCGGUGGAAGGACGGCUUCGACUGGCGCAAGGCGGAGACGAAGAUCAACGCGCUGCCGCAGUACACGAGGGAUGUCGAUGUGGACGGGUUUGGGACGCUGAACAUCCAUUACGUCCACCAGAAGAGCUCUGUCGACGACGCGAUACCGUUGCUGUUCGUGCAUGGAUGGCCGGGACACUUCCUCGAGGUGCGGAAGCUGCUUCCCCUGUUGACGGCCGCGUCGUCCGACCACCCGAGCUUCCACGUCGUGGCUCCCAGCCUGCCCAACUUUGGGUUCUCUGAGGGUGUCAAGGCGCGAGGAUUUCACGGGACUCACUAUGCCGAGGCGGUGAACAAGCUGAUGCUGGCGCUUGGGUAUAACGAGUAUGUUGUACAAGGAGGGGACUGGGGCUGCUUGAUAGCCCGACAGCUAGCAGCAAAUUAUGGACGCCAGCACGUGAAGGCGUGGCACACCAACUUCCCAGCCGUUCGUCAGCCGCCCUCGCUGACCCAGUUCCCCCGUCUCUGGCUCUCAUAUCUUCUUACCCCAUACAACGCAGCCGAGCGCGCUGGCCUCGAGCGUUCACAGUGGUUCGCCACCAAAGGCACAGGCUACAGCCAGGAGCAGUCCACUCAGCCGCAGACCCUUGGUUACUCCCUCGCCGACUCCCCUGUUGGUCUGCUCGCGUGGAUCUACGAAAAGCUCGUGACAUGGACGGACGAUUAUCCGUGGGAGGACGACGAAGUGCUAACCUGGGUCUCUGUAUACUGGUUUUCGCGCGCCGGACCGGCCGCGUCUGUGCGGAUUUACUACGAGGUGACGCAAGCGAACGAGCGCGCCCAGAUCCCUUGGAGCUCCAUCCCCUGUGGCCUCUCGUUCUUCCCGCGCGAGCUCCUCUCGGUGCCCAAGACCUGGGCGCGGACAAUAGGGAACGUGGUUAUCGAGUCGGAGCACGGCAGCGGCGGACACUUUGCUGCAUAUGAGAAACCAGAAGAGCUCGCUGCGGAUAUUCGGGCGAUGUUUGGGAAGGGUGGACCUGCGUUUGGAGUUGUCGGCGGGAAGGCUGGCUACGUUUCUGGCUACGUUUGAUGGCGUCAACGGGCCUCUCUCCUAUCCAUAACAGUAGUACAAAAGGAACUCCGGAUACUCGUGCACCUAUUGCCUCCAAAUGCAGUCCAUGUAUACUGGAUUUUUUCUGCAUGUAUAAUAGGUUUUUGAUAUAGGAAUAGGAACCCUGGUUCCUACAUAGUAAGAAUUGGAGGUCA